Molecule: messenger RNA, 1743 nt
Organism: Lodderomyces orthopsilosis Co 90-125
Lineage: Eukaryota; Fungi; Ascomycota; Pichiomycetes; Serinales; Debaryomycetaceae
Exons: 1
Coding region: 1-1743 (580 amino acids)
Source: RefSeq, a predicted model, not a curated record
AUGAGUCAUCAUAACCUGAAUCCUGUGAAAGCUAAAAUCAAUCACUACCAACAAUUCUUGAAGAAAAGGAGCUUCAACCCUGAGCCACGACCACAUCUACAAUAUAUAAAGCUCUCCGUUAAGGAGCCUCAGUACAUUUACAAGCAUCAUGACCAAGCAUACUUGAAGUUAGGAGCUCUGGAUCGUUUCAAUUUCGAUGACCAUCACAAUUUGGUGUCUCCUUUGAUUGCAUUCAAUAACUCCUUAAUUUCUCAUUCAUUUUAUAUUCUCAUGACUUUAAUUUUAGUGCUUAUCGUGUCUGCUGUAAUAUCCUUCGGUGUUAGAGAAUACCUAUUGUUUCAAAAAGCAAAGAAAGAAUCAGAGAAAAACGAUGAGCUCAAACUUAAACAAUGGUCGCAAACUGAAGAUCAAGAGGCACAGAAAAUCACUAUCAACGGAGGCGAUUUACUGAGUUUGGAAAAGGUUAUACAGAAACAAGAACCGUUGGGUUUAGUUCCCAAUAUAAAAGACGAGUCUGGACUCACAAAAUUUGCUAAUGACACUCCCACCACAGACAACAGAGAAUGGGGUUUACAACAGAAAUAUGCACUCACAAGUGCUGCGAUAAGUUUGGAUGGCACCGGUUCUGAAAGAAGACACAAGGAUCAAGUUAGUGGGUUUAGCGACAAAUCUAUUAGCAAAUACGCAAAGAAUCUGCUGCCUUUGGUUUCAUCAUUCAAGGAUGACAGGAUUCGUUAUACCAUAGCUGAAUUACACAGUCUCAAUACAAGCAAAUUGAAUCUGGAUGUUAUUCAUAAGGCCCCCGAAGGAAUUCGGAGAAUUCCGAUCUCACGGUUGGUAACAUGCCUGGUAGUCAUCCCCACAACCAGGUUUGAACAUGCUUGGGAGGCAAAUAAGACACUUAUGGAGAUUCUGAAAUCAUUGAAUGAGUCUGAGUUGAAAGCUGAGAAGGUGCUUGCAGCUUUCAAACUAGUCUCAAUUGGAAAGCAGACUGAAUUUUUUGAAAACCCUAACCUCUUCUUGGGAUAUUUCAACACAUGUAUCGAAGACUUGGUCCACACUUGUAUUCUUUUUGAUUUAUGGUCGUAUUGCAGUGCAACUCUCACAGUACAACUACUUGAAUGUAUGUUGAUAUACUGCUGGUCACAUGCUAGAUACCAAGUACAAACUCCGAGGAGGUUGAGCAUGGAACAACAAUUUGUCAAAUGGAACGGAAGACAGCCUCCUAUCCAGUCACAAAUGUCGAUUCUUCACGUUUUGUUCAACUUAUUUUUGGGUUUGAAAACGGCCAUUGCUUUACCAGAGGAUGUCGCUAAGGAAAAUGAGUUGAAACUAGGUCUCGUUAUUCGUGAGCUCAUUAAAAAGAGUGUCUGCAAUGAUUACAUCCAAAUCUUACCAAUGAUUGCUAGAGCUUCAGAGGCUUCCUCCAAUAAUAGAUCAAAGUUAUUCUUUUACGAGAUGACGAAGCUUCUAGUUUCAAACCACAGAAAUUGCUGCGUAAACGUUUACCUCAAGGACUCCAACUUUGAGUUGAAAUCUUUGCUAAAGAAGGGUUUACUGAAUCUCGAGCUGGAUCCUAUUUACAAAAGGUCCAAAGAGAUACUCGGACUUAUUCUUGAAUGUGGGAAGGAAGCAGAGAUCUGGCAAUUGGAAGUAUUGGACAGUGAGAGUCAUCUACCAUCAAGCUUACCCUUAUCUAGCGAGUAUACUGAGCGUCUUUUUGUUCAAGAAAGAAAGAGCUAA